AUGCGCGGUAACGUGGACCUACCAGCGAAGAAGAUAUCGCUCGCAAGAGUGAAAAAGACAAUUUCAGCUGCCACCGUCUUCAAGAGGCAAAACAAUAAGAUUGACAAAAGAAACAAUGCUAGCGACGAGUACCGCCGCCAUCUUUACAACACUACCUCACUCAACAUCACCAAAACUCUCGAUUCACUUCUCCAUAACCUCUACGACGGUACUCUACGAACGAUCACCCCGAACAGCAGUCAGCAAAAUUCCAACGCCUCGCCCCUAAGGCUUUCCGGCCCAGCAAAGUACGAACGUCUAGCCACACAACUGUAUCAACCCAUCUCUCAGUUCAAGCUAUCACUGCGGCGUAUCGACAGUAGAGGAAAGAGUGUACGGUUUGUGCAGACACUGGAAACUCGUAUGCUAUACUAUGACGAGUUGAUUGCCAAAGAGACGAAGAAGCUGGGAACGCUGCAGAAAGAGUGGGAAUCUGUCGUGAGUGAGAUCUGGAAGCUGAGAGCUAAAUGUCUGGGCGACGAAACGAUGGCAGAGAUGCUAUUCACUGAACAAGGAUUGUAUGAGAAGACCUUGCCACUUUCCUCAUCUCCAUUUGAAGCCACCGACGCUGAAGACACUCUGUUCAUUCCUGAGAACGACAGCUUUUCUCCACGCUACAAACCUCUUGUCGGCAAAAGGCGUGUUACUUUUCUCGAAGAAGAAGAAGAAGAAGAAGAAGCACCAGGCGUUUGUGACAAGUACGACGCCACGCCAACAGAUCAGUUCCCAGAUUUUAUCCAUCAACCUUCAAGUGAUCGCAACGGCACGUUGCCUCUCAUUCCAGAUUUAUCUGAAGGCAAGACUAAGGAGCUGGAGAAAAUGGUGACGGAGCUAGGCAACCAGGAGAUGGGUGAUUUCUGCAGAAUUGAAGAGGAUCAUGAGGCGUACUGGAAAAAGAAGACGGCACAGCUUGCGAAUGCGCUGAAGAGUGACUGA
Molecule: messenger RNA, 975 nt
Organism: Alternaria arborescens
Lineage: Eukaryota; Fungi; Ascomycota; Dothideomycetes; Pleosporales; Pleosporaceae
Exons: 2
Coding region: 1-975 (324 amino acids)
Source: RefSeq, a predicted model, not a curated record